This is a messenger RNA of Sinocyclocheilus rhinocerous, 4389 nucleotides long. RefSeq names its product formin 2b (gene fmn2b). Gene Ontology annotation, molecular function: microtubule binding; actin filament binding. The record is from RefSeq and is a predicted model, not a curated record. Gene Ontology annotation, cellular component: actin filament; cytoplasm; cytoskeleton. The transcript has 22 exons. The coding region runs from base 34 to 4191 and encodes 1385 amino acids. NCBI's taxonomy places the organism in Eukaryota, Metazoa, Chordata, Actinopteri, Cypriniformes, Cyprinidae. Gene Ontology annotation, biological process: cortical actin cytoskeleton organization; actin nucleation.
CAAACACACGCGGUCGUGACGGAGCAGCGAUUCAUGAGUGAUGAGUGUGAGGGUGUGUGUUGCGUGAUGCAGCCGGAGCAGAUGCUGGAGGCUCCAGGGUUCAGGCAGAGGCUGCUGGAGGCGUUGAGUCGAGGCAGACGACAGAAGUACUGCCUCCCUCUCACGCAUGUCCCACCCGCAUCCUUCUGCAGAGGAGAGGAGGACAGCGAGCUGCUCUCUUUCGUCACAGCCUCCUCCCUCGCUCUGCUCUCCUCCUUCUCAUCAUCCUCAGAGAGCGAGAGCACGUCGAGCGGCCGCUCGCGCAGACGCAGACCGUGGAGCCGUCAUGGCGUGAGAGAGCCGCUCAUCAUGGGCAAUCAGGACGGAAAGCUGAAGCGCUCGGAAGCGGGAGGCGCGGCGGAUGAGAGCGCGGCUCACGACGGCACAAAGAAAGGGAAGAAAUCACGAGGGGAGGGAGGGAAGAAGAAAAACAAAUCCGACAGAUCCUCUGUGUUCCCUCACAUACGCAAGCGCAAGAACCAGAGCAAGGCUAAAUUAAGCUUCACGAGCGGAUCCAAAGAGGAUGCAUCGCUGGAUGAACUGGACAGCGCUCCGUCACUGUGCAAUAAGACGCCCGAUCUCUCCGGAGAUGAGCUCGGACAUUCGGACGCCGAGCCCGAGCAUCCGCGUCUGCAGGAGGAGGAGAAGAAGGUGGCGAGCUCCGGAUCCGACACGGAUAUGUACAGCUUCCACUCGGCCGCGGAGCAGGAGGAUUUGCUGGCUGACAUCCAGCAGGCCAUCCGUCUGAAGCAGGGCGUGAUGCUCGAGAUUCCCUGGGAUUGUAAACAAACCCGAAACACUCCCACCCCCGACUCGGAGCCCUUCACCAUGCUGGAAGCCAUUCCUAAGCCAGAAAACGUGCUUGUUAGUGCACCGCGCCUCCCUGAGGAGGAGGAGGAGACGGCUGUGAACGGACACUUUGUUGCCCUUUGUGUUCCGGUCGCCAUGGAAACGGUCACAAAAGAGCCUGAGGCCCCCCCUCCUCCUCCUCCUUCAGUGGUUGCUACAGCAACCAGCACCACCAGCUUCCCCGACCUCACUGCUUCAUUUGAAAGCGCCGUGGAGGCCAUCGAAGAUGAUGAUCCUGACGUUCCCAGCACGGAUACGUUGUCUGACGCCGACGGGCUCGGGUCCACGGGCUCACUGGAGUGUCUCACCAUCAUCGAGCCGCCCGAAGAGCCUGCCACGUUCAUCCAGAGGCGCAAGAGCAGCGUGACGCUCCCGCAGGAGAGUCCUCUAGCCACGCGGCUGCUGAAGCCUGCGGUCAAGCCGUACCCGCCCAUCAACACGUCCUACAUCAAAACCACCACGCGGCAGCUGAGCUCGCCCUCCUGCUCGCCCGCGCCGUCCCCAGCCCACAGCCCGCUCUUCACACGCGCUCGGGCCAAGAGGAGACGCGUCACGCGCCAGCGCUCCUACAGCAUCACCGGCCCCAUCAGCCGCUCCGCAGACUGGACCGAGCAGCUCCGCACGCUCCCGCCGAAAGCGGCCGGGUCAGCUGACUCGCUGGAGUACGGCGGCUCGGAGGGGACACUCAGGACACAGCGGGCGUCUGCGACCCGGGCCUCCACCUGCAGCAGCUUCCAGGAGGUUUUCACGGGCCGGACGCUGUUGGAGCGCUUCUUCCAGCGGCAGGACUCCGGAGAGCCAGAGGAGGCCGAGAAGCUGUGCUCCAGGAUCCUGGCCAUGGGCCUCCUGCUGCCCUUCAGCGACUGCUUCAGAGAGACGUACAGCAGCAGCGGACAGAUCACACCCAAGUUUGACCACGAUCAGCUGUACACAUGGGCAGCCGUCAGUCAGCCGCCUCCGUCUCUGGAGCAUCUGGAGGGACACCUGAAGAACCUGUGGCCCCUGACCAGACCCGGAGCCGAGGACCGGCCCCAACCCAAAUACACCGAGGAUGCGGUUGAGGAGCAGGAGGAGCAUCAGGCCGUCGUCUCGGACCUUAAGAAACAACAGGAGGAAGAAAUCCGGCUGAUUCAGGAGGAGUCGGUGAUAAAGACGGUGCAUCUGAAGCAGGAGCACGUCUGCGUGAUCGAGCAGCUGGAGCAGACCAUCGAAGACCUGCGCAGUAAGAUCGCCGAGCUGGAGAAACAGCAGCCCCUGCUGGAGCGGGAGGAGCUGCUGACGCAGGACCAGGAGUGCGGAGCAGAGGAGCGCCUCCUCCCGGACGUCUGCCAUGUGGACCUGCAGACGGAGAACACUGCGCUGCUGCCGCUGGAGGCCAAAUCGGUGCAGACGUCUCCCAUGGAGGAGAGCUUUAGGUUUAAAGUGCCUCCUGUGGAGGCGCAGGGGCCCGGGAGGAGCGACUCCUCGCUGCCCUCAGAAACUGAGACUGCUUCUCAAGCGUUUGUGUGCAUGUGCCAGCAGCAGCCGGGCGCUUCGGUGCCUCCUCCUCCACCCGGGAUGGGUGCACCUCCUCCUCCUCCUCCACUUCCAGGAAUGAGCGCUCUUCCUGCACCUCCUCCUCUCCCAGGCAGUUCAUUUCCUCCUCCGCCGCCUCCUCUACCGGGAAUGGGUGCACCUCCUCCUCCACCUCCUCUCCCGGGAAUGAUGGGUGCACCUCCUCCUCCACCUCCUCUACCGGGAAUGAUGGGUGCACCUCCUCCUCCACCUCCUCUCCCGGGAAUGAUGGGUGCACCUCCUCCUCCACCUCCUCUCCCGGGAAUGAUGGGUGCACCUCCUCCUCUACCAGGAUCAGCACCACCUCCUCCUCCUCCAGGUCCUCUGCCGUUGGCUCCUGGUCCUCCACUGGCCUUCGGUUUGGGUUCUCUGCCUCCGCCGCUCCCGCUGGGUCUGUACGCAUUAGGAGCGGCGCAGGAGAAACCUCCUCGCAAAAGCUGGGUGGAGCCGCCGAGACCCAUGAAACCGCUGUACUGGACUCGCAUUCAGCUGCACACCAAAAAGGACUCUCAUUCUGUCGUCUGGGAGAAGAUCGAGGAGCCAUCCGUGGAUUUUGAGGAGUUUGUCGAACUCUUCUCCAAAACAGCAGUGAAAGUGAAGAAGAAGCCUCUUUCAGACACCAUCAGCAGGUCAAAGACCAAGCAGGUGGUGAAGCUGCUGAACACCAAGCGUUCUCAGGCCGUGGGGAUCCUGAUGUCCAGUUUACAUCUCGACAUGAAGGACAUUCAGCACGCGAUCCUGAAUCUGGAUAACACUGUGGUUGAUCUGGAGACGUUACAGGCGCUCUAUGAGAAUAGAGCCCAGAAAGAUGAGCUGGAGAAAAUCGAGAAACACAUCAAAUCCUCAAAAGACAAAGAAGCAAGCAAACCUCUGGACAAACCUGAGCAGUUUCUCCAUCAGCUCUCCCAGAUUCCUGAUUUCUCCGGACGAGUCUUCUGUAUUCUCUUUCAGUCGACCUUCACUGAAUGCAUCUCAUCUGUUCAGCGCAAACUCCAGAUUCUGCAGAGAGUCUGCAAGGCUCUUCUGAGCGGUUCUGGAGUGCUGCAGGUUCUCGGUUUAGUUUUGGCCUUUGGGAACUUCAUGAACGGAGGGAAUCGCACCAGAGGUCAGGCGGAUGGCUUCACGCUGGACAUUCUGCCCAAACUCAAGGAUGUCAAGAGCAGCGAUAACAGUAAGAGUCUGCUGUCAUAUAUCGCCUCUUACUACCUGAGACACUUUGAUGAGGGCGCGGGCAGGGAGACGUGUGUGUUUCCUCUCCCAGAACCUCACGACCUGUUUCAGUCCUCUCAGAUGAAGUUUGAGGACUUAACUAAAGAUCUGCUGAGACUCCGGAAAGAUCUGAGAGCAUGCACUGCGGAGGUGGAGAAGGUGUGCUCGGUCUCGACUGAAGAGCAUCUGCAGCCCUUUAAAGACAGAAUGGAGGCGUUUGUGAGUGAAGCAAAAGCGGAGCUGGAAAGUCAAGAGAAGCAACUCGGUGACACCCACAAAAUGUUCCUGGAGCUCUGCGUGUUCUUCUCAGUGAAGGCCAAGAGUGGAGAGAAAGAGGUUUCGCUCAACACCUUCUUCUCCGUUUGGCACGAGUUCUCCACCGACUUUAAAGACUACUGGAAGAAGGAGAACAAGAUCAUCCUGCAGGAGAGGCUGAAGGCGGCGGAGGAGAGUUUCCGGCAGGUCAAAGAAAAAGCCACAUACAGUGUCAAACCCAAACACGCGUCUGGAAUCAAAGCAAAGCUGGGCAUGAAGAUCUGAGGCGGAUGUGAACUGACAGACGGACGCUCUUGUGCCGUUUCAUCUGUAAAUCGCUCUCGCAGCAGCUUCAGUGUUACCUGUCGUACCACACAGGAAGUGAUCCGCCGUCUGAAUGUGAUGUCAUAUCCUGUGUCCUGACCGAUGAACAUAUCAGACGUUUCCUCCACCAUACAUACUGGAGGACUGAAGCAAUAUCAU